AUGGCUCCCGUAGUUGUCAAGUUUGAGGACAAGUACGCUCCGUCGAAAGUCGAGCAGAGCAAGGAACACAAGAAAAUCCUCAAGAGCGGCAAACCGAUUUCUCUGGAGGAGCUCAAGCGCAAGAAGAGGGCCAGAGAACAGCAGGAACUUAAGGACUCAAAGACAAAAGAAGACAAGGAUGACAUCAAAAACGAUAUUGCUUUGGACAGAUUGCUGAACGAGUCGCAUAUCCUGGCAGAGACUAGGGCAAAGGCGUAUUCGGGAGCAGAUCUGACUCUGGAAACGCUCGAUCACGAGAAUCCAACAGGGAAAGCCCGUGUAAAGACUUUGCAGAACCGAUUACAAAAAGUGUCUGAGGUGAACGGCAAAGAUGGCCAGAAACUCGAGAAGAUGCCCAUGAACAUGCGUAAGGGCAUGGUGAAGGCACAGUUACAACGUAUUGAGAAGUACGAGCGCGAGGCCAAGGACGCAGGAAUAGUGCUGGCUAAGAAGAAGAAGGGCGAAUUUAGACAGAUCGGUGGCCGUGGAACCAAGUCGAUCGAUACGAGAAUCGGCAAGGGCAUAAAGAAGGACCACCGCAUAAGAGAUCGUGGUUUGAAGAUUAACAGCAUUGGAAAAUCAACUAGAAACGGACUAAUUAUUUCGCAAAAAGAUGUGGACAGAAUCAACGGGAAAAGAUCAUGA
Messenger RNA from Ogataea philodendri, 684 nucleotides. RefSeq lists its product as uncharacterized. Lineage: Eukaryota; Fungi; Ascomycota; Pichiomycetes; Pichiales; Pichiaceae. Bases 1 to 684 code for a protein of 227 amino acids. Gene Ontology annotation, biological process: maturation of SSU-rRNA from tricistronic rRNA transcript (SSU-rRNA, 5.8S rRNA, LSU-rRNA). Gene Ontology annotation, cellular component: nucleolus. The transcript has a single exon. The record is from RefSeq and is a predicted model, not a curated record.